Diaporthe citri is the source of this 1119-nucleotide messenger RNA. RefSeq lists its product as uncharacterized. The record is from RefSeq and is a predicted model, not a curated record. Gene Ontology annotation, molecular function: carboxylic acid transmembrane transporter activity. The coding region runs from base 1 to 1119 and encodes 372 amino acids. Gene Ontology annotation, biological process: carboxylic acid transport; transmembrane transport. The transcript is spliced from 8 exons. NCBI's taxonomy places the organism in Eukaryota, Fungi, Ascomycota, Sordariomycetes, Diaporthales, Diaporthaceae. Gene Ontology annotation, cellular component: plasma membrane.
AUGCGGCUCCAUCCCGGAACACUUAGGUCGACCUUCUGCGGCAUAUUCGGCAGCGUCGGCGCAGCCGAGUCCACUGGCGAGCUCAAGUCGGGCUCGCGGAACCUGUGGUUCAUCAUGUUCACCAAUACCAUGAUUGACUGGGGAUUCGUAAUUGGCGCGUUUGUACCAUAUGUAGUCGCCGCCGCCUGCCGCAACGGCCAUUACAGCACCGUCUGGCGGACCAGCUUGGGCAUUGGCGUGGUCUUCCCCAUAUUUCUCUUCGUCCUCCGCCUAUUCGUGAAAGAGCCCGAAGCCUCCACUAAAAACUCCAUGCGCUAUGCAAAGACACCCUACCUGCUCUCACUCAAGAUGUACGGCUGGCGCCUCUUUGUUGUCAGCUUGAUCUGGUUCAUCUACGAUUUCUCGGCCUACUCUUUCGGAAUAUACUCGUCCACCAUUCUGACCACCCUCUACGGAGACACGGCCCCCCUUACCACGGUUUUCGGCUGGAAUACGGUCAUCAACCUAUUCUACAUCCCGGGCACCAUGCUUGGCGCCCCUGCCUCUGACUGGCUGGGCCCGCGGUACGCACUGGCUCUCGGUGUCUUCCUACAGGCUAUCAUCGGCUUCGUUAUGGCUGGCGACUACUUCAACCUCGCCCAACCCGGAAUGGUCGGCGGCUUUGUCGUCGUCUACGGGGUCUUCCUCGCACUUGGCGAAUUCGGGCCCGGAAACAACAUCGGCCUGCUCGCGGCAAAGACCUGCGCUACUGGCAUCCGCGGAAAAUACUACGGCGUCGCCGCAGCGAUUGGGAAGAUUGGCGCUUUUGUCGGCACCUGGGUCUUCCCGUACAUCCAGGCGGCCGGCGGCGACGACGAGGUUGCCUCGGCCCAGUACCCUUUCUGGGUUUCCUCGUCGCUGUGUGUACUGUCCGCUGCCCUCGCACUAUUCUGCCUACCGCACAUCGGCCAGGACACUAUCCAGCUCGAAGAUGCACGCUUUCGGGCUUACCUGGAGGCGAACGGCUAUGACACUCGCCAGCUCGGUAUGAAUAAGGGACAGGUUUUUGAGAGCACUGAUGCCGAAAUUCCGACGGAGGGUCUAGCUGAGCCCGUGAAGGGCGAGAAGACGGCAGCUUAA